This is a messenger RNA of Canis lupus familiaris (dog), 2912 nucleotides long. RefSeq names its product zinc finger and SCAN domain containing 18 (gene ZSCAN18). The record is from RefSeq and is a predicted model, not a curated record. NCBI's taxonomy places the organism in Eukaryota, Metazoa, Chordata, Mammalia, Carnivora, Canidae. Bases 363 to 1877 code for a protein of 504 amino acids. The transcript is spliced from 7 exons.
CGGAACGGUCCGCUGCAUUCUGAGAGUCGUAGUCCGCGGCCCUGGCCCAAUGCACACGCGCAGUCUGAUCUGACGCCAUCGCGCCGAGCUCCUAGCGGCUGGAACGGGCCUGAGACCGCUACGCAAGGGUUGGGUCUGGCCGGCGGCAGCAGGGUGCUACGACGUGCUUUUCCCGAGCGGAUCGUAGCGGUCCUGCCAGUGCGCGCCGCGCAGCUUUGUUCGGAGGUCUGGAUUCUGGCUGAGAUCCAAGAGCAUCCCGCUGUCCCUGUUGUCUCCCUUGCAGCUGCAGUUACGUGAAUUCACCCUCCAUCACACGUGCUCUGUCCCUGGGUAGCCCUAUUUCCCAGUGCAGGUUUGGAAAGAUGUUGCCUUUGGAGAAAGCCUUUGCCACCCCCAGGAGCUCCCUGACUACCCCAGAACUGCCCAUGCUAGGAUCAAUAGCUGGAGACCAGCAGGAGGAACCCAAGACGGCCCUUGGGAAGGUUCCUACCAACCUUGAGUUCUCCCGGCUGAAUUUCCGGAACUUCAUCUACCAGGAAGCAGCUGGGCCCCACCAGGCCCUGACCCAGCUGUAUGAGCUGUGCCGCCAGUGGCUGCAGCCUGAGGUGCAUUCCAAGGAGGAGAUACUAGAGCUCCUGGUCCUGGAGCAGUUCCUAAGUGUCCUGCCUGACAAAGUACGGCCCUGGGUGGUGGCUCAGCAUCCUGAGAACUGCAAGAAGGCCGCCUCCCUGGUGAAGGACCUUACCAAGGCCCUAGAAGAGCCAGGUGGGCCCAUGAGGGCCAGUGAAGACCUGGAACCCAACGAGACCCAGGCACCUCCUGACACCUCUUGUCCCACUCCAGACCCUGUGCUUCUAGAACAGGGGUGCAUCGGCAACGAGAAGACUGAAGAGGCCAACCCCGCAAAGGUUGAACCGAAGAAGUUGACGUUCCCGGAGGUGCCUCUGUACCUGGGAGAAUGGGGCCACCUGGACCCGGCAGAGGAGAACCUGAAGGCUUUCCGGAAAUUGCUCCUGUGGGGGUAUCAGCUUGCCCAGCCUGACGAUACCUGCAGAGUGGAGACAGAGGAACUUCGUUUAGUUGAAACAGAACCCCCAGAAGGCGGCUUCUCAGGUGGCAGGAGGUGGCAGGAAGGCAGAGAGAACAUGUGUGAGACGCUGAUGGAGAGGCUCACGAGGGAAAUUCUUGUUUGCCCCCUAACGGGUGCUGCCCCGGAGGAAGAAGAGCAGAUGCAGAAGGCUCUGGAUCCUCAGGAGGGGGAUCCAGGCCCUGUCACCAUAGCCCACAGGCGGUCAGUAAUCCGAGAGCCAGUCCAGGACAGGGCCACAGCUGGGGAGAGCCUCACUGUGCCUGUAAUGCCAGGCACCUCGCACCAAGGCCUUGGAAGGAAGAGGCCCCACCCAAAGGAUGUGGGUGGGCAGGGCCCUGAGUGUGUCUCCAGUGUAAUCAACCACCGGCAAUACCACGUGAAGGAGCCUAAUGCAGCUGGCCGCAGUGCAGGGUCCCCAGCCAGGCAGGACCAGGAUACCUCUGCUGCAGGCUCCCCUGCUGCUGAUGAGCCUGGGGCAUCCCGAGGGAAGCCCUACGCAUGUAGCGAGUGUGGGGAAACCUUUGCGUGGAUCUCACAUUUCAUUGAUCAUCUUAGAAGCCACAGUGGCAGGAAGCUGUAUGCAUGCCAGGGCUGCUGGAAGACCUUCCACUUCAGUCUAGCCCUGGCUGAGCACCAGAAGACCCACGAGAAGGAGAAGAUCUACGUGUUGGGGAGGGCCCUGGGACCCCCCCCUGCUGCAUGUGGACCCCGUGCCAAUGGGAGGCUCAGUGGGUUCCCGGGGUGUGUGGCAGGUGAUGGUCCCGUGCAGUCUGCGGCGCAGAGAUGAGCCGCUUUGCUUUUAAGUGUCCCUAGUGGGCAACUUUGCCUGCCCAGGAUUCCCAAGGAUGUCAGGCUCCUUUGAAACCCUUGUGUGGCUUCUUGCAGUGUCUGUGUGGAUGUAAGUCUGUCUGUUUUCUAAAUGAGCUAAUGUGGCUAAAGCACUUAGAACCCAGGAAGGGCCCUCGGGAAGCCCUUCUCUCCUUGUAAACACACCCAUGCGGAUGCCCACAUGCAACCAUGAGUUGUCAGGUGUGAAAGAAGAUUCCCCUUUCUUCCAUAGCCAUUUUAGCACCACCCACACUUCGGAACAUUUGUCGUUGUGCAAAGUGUAGAGUUGCCUUAAAGUGUGUGAUCUGCCAGCUCUUGAAGUUAGCCUUGUUUCUCUCCCUCCUGUUCGAGCUCCCCAGGGCUUCUGUCCAAACUGUUUGGUCCUUUCAUAAACACCCAAUGUCAAGUUCACUUCUGAAUCCUCAAUAGCAAACUGUUCCCUGGUUAAUGCACGUGUCUACAUAUGUGGAGUGGCUAAACAAAGAUCACAAAAAUGCUUGGAGCCUACUAACAGUGUUUUCAAACCAUGUGUUUCAGCCCAUUAGUGAAUUGUGAAAUCAAAUUGAUGGCCACCGGCAUUACAAAACUGAAGUAGAAUUAAAUAGGUAAAAAUUCAUCACGUAGUAAAGGCAAAUAUUGUUUUGUGAAACUUUUCAGCCAUAUAUCUACCUGGUUACAAUGUAAGAUGUAUUUCUCACUCAGAGGCUGGAGGGUCAUGAUCAGACCAGGCUGAAAACACCAGUAAAGUUUGAUGAGAUGUGUCUGCCUGGGCAAGCAGAACUUUACUCCUUGGGCUACAUAAGGUGAUCUUGAUUUUUGCAUCUAAUCUCAGAUUACAGCAUAGUUUCUGUUGCCUGAGCAUAAACUUUUAACUGCUUCUUGUAGAUUAAACUGGUGCCUCUUUCUGUCAUGGUGUUUGAGCAGGCAGUCUGUUACAAUGAUGCCCAAAUCACAGAAGUUUAACAUAAUAAAGGAUUUAUUUCUUGCAUUCACA